This is a messenger RNA of Gorilla gorilla gorilla (western lowland gorilla), 2325 nucleotides long. RefSeq names its product AIF family member 3 (gene AIFM3). The record is from RefSeq and is a predicted model, not a curated record. Gene Ontology annotation, cellular component: cytoplasm; mitochondrion. Bases 204 to 2000 code for a protein of 598 amino acids. The transcript is spliced from 21 exons. NCBI's taxonomy places the organism in Eukaryota, Metazoa, Chordata, Mammalia, Primates, Hominidae. Gene Ontology annotation, molecular function: oxidoreductase activity, acting on NAD(P)H; 2 iron, 2 sulfur cluster binding. Gene Ontology annotation, biological process: execution phase of apoptosis.
CGCGGAGCCCCCACACUCGAAGGCACCCACCCACGGCCCUUCCUGGUAUCUGGACCAGACCAGGUCCUAGAGCAGCUCCAGCAGGAUGGCGGCUCCAGCGUCUCUAAGGCCUGCAGGGGGUCCAGCCCCAUGGGGGGUGCCCUAGGCCUCCGACAGCUCCCCAUCUGUGCUCCUGCCUGCCGGCCAUCCUCAGGCCACUCGCCAUGGGCGGCUGCUUCUCCAAACCCAAACCAGUGGAGCUCAAGAUCGAGGUGGUGCUGCCUGAGAAGGAGCGAGGCAAGGAGGAGCUGUCGGCCAGUGGGAAGGGCAGCCCCCGGGCCUACCAGGGCAACGGCACGGCCCGCCACUUCCACACGGAGGAGCGCCUGUCCACCCCUCACCCCUACCCCAGCCCUCAGGAUUGCGUGGAGGCUGCUGUCUGCCACGUCAAGGACCUCGAGAAUGGCCAGAUGCGGGAAGUGGAGCUGGGCUGGGGGAAGGUGUUGCUGGUGAAGGACAAUGGGGAGUUCCACGCCCUGGGCCAUAAGUGUCCGCACUACGGCGCACCCCUGGUGAAAGGCGUUCUGUCCCGUGGUCGGGUGCGCUGCCCCUGGCACGGCGCCUGCUUCAACAUCAGCACUGGGGACCUGGAGGACUUCCCCGGCCUGGACAGUCUACACAAGUUCCAGGUGAAGAUUGAGAAGGAGAAGGUGUACGUCCGGGCCAGCAAGCAGGCCCUACAGCUGCAGCGAAGGACCAAGGUGAUGGCCAAGUGUAUCUCUCCAAGUGCUGGGUACAGCAGUAGCACCAAUGUGCUCAUUGUGGGUGCAGGUGCAGCUGGCCUGGUGUGUGCAGAGACACUGCGGCAGGAGGGCUUCUCCGACCGGAUCGUCCUGUGCACGCUAGACCGGCACCUUCCCUACGACCGUCCCAAGCUCAGCAAGUCCCUGGACACACAGCCUGAGCAGCUGGCCCUGAGGCCCAAGGAGUUUUUCCGAGCCUAUGGCAUCGAGGUGCUCACCGAGGCUCAGGUGGUCACAGUGGACGUGAGAAAUAAGAAGGUCGUGUUCAAGGAUGGCUUCAAGCUGGAGUACAGCAAGCUGCUGCUGGCACCAGGGAGCAGCCCCAAGACUCUGAGCUGCAAAGGCAAAGAAGUGGAGAAUGUGCUCACCAUCCGGACGCCAGAGGAUGCCAAUCGCGUGGUGAGGCUGGCCCGAGGCCGCAAUGUGGUCGUCGUGGGAGCCGGCUUCCUGGGGAUGGAGGUGGCCGCUUACCUGACGGAGAAGGCCCACUCUGUGUCUGUGGUGGAGCUGGAGGAGACGCCCUUCAGGAGGUUCCUGGGGGAGCGCGUGGGUCGUGCCCUCAUGAAGAUGUUUGAGAACAACCGGGUGAAGUUCUACAUGCAGACGGAGGUGUCUGAGCUGCGGGGCCAGGAGGGAAAGCUGAAGGAGGUUGUGCUGAAGAGCAGCAAGGUCGUGCGGGCUGACGUCUGUGUGGUGGGCAUUGGUGCAGUGCCCGCCACAGGCUUCCUGAGGCAAAGCGGCAUCGGUUUGGAUUCCCGAGGCUUCAUCCCUGUCAACAAGAUGAUGCAGACCAAUGUCCCAGGCGUGUUUGCAGCUGGCGACGCUGUCACCUUCCCCCUUGCCUGGAGGAACAACCGGAAAGUGAACAUUCCACAUUGGCAGAUGGCUCAUGCUCAGGGGCGCGUGGCAGCCCAGAACAUGUUGGCGCAGGAGGCGGAGAUGAGCACUGUGCCCUACCUCUGGACCGCCAUGUUUGGCAAGAGCCUGCGCUACGCGGGCUACGGAGAAGGCUUCGACGACGUCAUCAUCCAGGGGGAUCUGGAGGAGCUGAAGUUUGUGGCUUUUUACACUAAAGGCGACGAGGUGAUCGCCGUGGCCAGCAUGAACUACGAUCCCAUUGUGUCCAAGGUCGCUGAGGUGCUGGCCUCAGGCCGUGCCAUCCGGAAGCGGGAGGUGGAGACUGGCGACAUGUCCUGGCUUACGGGGAAAGGAUCCUGAGCUCACAUGCAGUAGACUUGGGCAGGCAAAGGGGGCACCAAGGGCAUAGGCCAAGCCUUGGGGGCAGGUGCCAAUCUCCAGUCCCAGGAUCCCCCAGGGCAGAACCUGAGCCCUCCCAGUGCUUGCCUUCAGCCACCUGGCUCCCGUCCUGGGAAGCCUCUGCUGGAUCCAGAAGAUGCUCAACCCUCAAGGCCUCUGCUGCCACUGACAGCUGGCACUGGAGGCAGGACAAGCCCUGCCUCUUCUCCCUCUAUUGGGACUGGUCCCCUGAAGAACCCUGCAACAUGUUAGACAUUACCGUAAAAUUAAAACGCACAAAUUUGCA